This is a messenger RNA of Coccidioides posadasii C735 delta SOWgp, 2892 nucleotides long. RefSeq lists its product as uncharacterized. NCBI's taxonomy places the organism in Eukaryota, Fungi, Ascomycota, Eurotiomycetes, Onygenales, Onygenaceae. Gene Ontology annotation, biological process: cytoplasmic microtubule organization; microtubule nucleation; meiotic cell cycle. The record is from RefSeq and is a predicted model, not a curated record. Gene Ontology annotation, cellular component: spindle pole; gamma-tubulin complex; equatorial microtubule organizing center. Gene Ontology annotation, molecular function: gamma-tubulin binding; microtubule minus-end binding.
AUGGAGCUCCAAAACCUCAAUGAUCCUUUUACUCUAGAAUCCUCCAGAGAGCCAUCUUUCUUCAAACUCCAACCUCAAAAGCCAUUAGAACAUUUUGCUUGGGACGAUAGCUUGCCAGACCUUGCUCACGGUAUUUUUGAAAGCCAAUCGCAUGUCUUUGUUAAAGAUGACUCAAACAUAUACGCUUUAAAUGUGUUCGGAGAUGAGCCGUCGGACCCAAUCGAAUCAGCGCCGCCUUCAUCUUCUUCGAGUCGCGUUGGUGGGGAUCAUGUUAGUGGUACUGAUGCAUUGAGUGACACUGGGGAUAUCUGGGAGCUGAAAAGCGUUUCUGACGCCGCUCCGGACGAUUGUUUGCUGAGGGCCUGGGACACGUUUCCUGACCACAGACGGUCAUAUAAGUCAUCCAGUCCUACAUAUCUUAGCGAGUCUGGAUCACAUGGAUUCGAUGUCGCACUCACCUUUUGGGCAAGCCAAACCGGCCUUGAGGACUCUGGGCGUGUAGUGAGAACAGAUAUCUUCAUGCUUUCCCUUUUCAAACUUGGCAUGGGUUGGAAUUCUAUCUUUUUCCGAUUCAACGAACAAACCCGAAAAUUUGAAAAGGCAAUGAGGGACAUUCGCAUAUCCGGGAUAAGCCUAACAUCUUUGGAUGCGUUUAUCGACGAACUUCUCCACUGCGGUUCUCAAGUUCGUCGUGUGAGAAGAUUCCUUGCGUCUGUGCCAACUAAGGCUAACUUACCUGCUGCGUUAGCCAAUCUCUCACGCGCGCUAUAUGUGAUACUCUAUAGCCUGGAGAGUCAACUGUUCGAACGUUUUAAGUCCGGUCCAUCAUUGCUGGAGACCCAAAUGCUUUUUAGACGCUCACAAUGCUUGAUCAAAUGCCUUGUUGAUAUAAUUGACACACUAGAGAAUACAACAACAGAAGGUGGUGUUAUUUCAUCCAUCUUCGUCAAAUGCGACCAUCUUGCCCAUGAAUUUCUUUGGUUGACGGAUAUCUUGCACGAAAUCCUAACUAUCACGGCUGGAAGUUGGCUCUUCUAUAUUGCGAAACUUCUCGGUCUCCCUGUCGGUUCUCUUGGAGCCGAGAUGUCCAAUGGAAACUAUUUCCAUGUUCCGAUCCGCGAAAUAAGCCACACCACGCGGUAUCAACGGGAUUUUGAAACAGGACUGCAAACUAUCUCCAGUGAAAUGCCCGGAAUUAUCAGUUCUGAACAUUCUGAAGCUAUCCUCGAGAAUGCCAAAAGCCUUCGCUUCCUAAGGUGUUUCCAUUCCGACCACCCACUUUCUCAGAAAUGCAAACCGUAUGAUCCUGUUUCUCUAGUUUCCCCAUCCUUAGAAUGUGGUUUCACUUGGGGAGACAUGGAUCGAAUCCAACAGAAAGCCAAGGCUUAUGAACAAAACGUGCGUUCCGAAAUUUUGAAGUAUAAUCGGAGAGGCGAGAGUUUUAACCAAGUUGAUGGCGAACAAAUCGAGACAAUCCAUGAAGAUGCACAUGGUAUUGAUGAACCAAUCAGCAGCAUAUUCGAGCUUUCUGAUUUGGACGACCUCGCACCCAACCGACCCCGGAUCUUGGAGAGGUCUGAAUCAAUUGCUUCACAUAGACUUUACCGUCUAAUUUCAGAGAGCCCUUGCGUCAAUGCUGAGCGAAGUCUAGGUGUUGAGUUACCCUUUGGGCCGCCGUUGAUGUCGGCAUUAUACCUGUCAUUUGCACCGGUCAUCUCGGCGCAGACGAGGCUCAUUAACUUUUCGUGCCUUCACCUCCUUUUCAAGAAGCAUAAGCUUAGAGAGCACCUGCAUUUGCAAUGGCGCUUUCAGCUCUUCGGGGACGGUGCUUUUUUAUCGAGAUUGUCAACUGUUCUUUUUGACCCUGAUAUGCAGAGCGGUGAGCGGAGAUCUGGUGUUGCGCGGGGUGGAACGUCGACAGGUCUCCGCCUGGGUAGCAGGGACACAUGGCCUCCUGCAAGUUCUGAACUUCGGUUGGUGUUGAUGGGUUUGCUGACAGAGUGUCAUGCUGAAUAUGAGAGGUCCAACUCUACGAGUCAGUUGGAAGCAAACAAGACCAAAAAGGAGCUACCAGGUGGACUGAGUUUCUCUAUUCGAGAGCUUCCUGAUGAAGAGCUCGUCGAAUGCAAAGAUCCGAACUCUGUCAAAGCGCUCGACUUUCUACGCCUCCAAUAUACGGCCCCACCAAUGUUAGAAGAUGUUGUUACCUCGCGAAGCCUCGGCAAAUAUGAUCGUAUUUUUAAACAUUUGCUUAGGCUACUGAGACUUCUCUCCACCGUCCGUGGGCUGGUGCGGAGUCAAUCGAGUAAUCAUUCACACCCUAGCCUAGCUUGCGGACACAGAUUUUGCUUCGAAGCCGUGCAUUUUAUACAGGCAAUUGGCGAAUAUUGCUUCCAUAUCUGUGUUGGCGAGAUUUGGCGUAAAUUCGAAAGAACUCUUUCAAGGAUCGAGAGAUGUAUUGACGACGGUGACAUUGACGGAACAAUUGAGCAUGCGAAAAGCCUUCGUCGACUGAGAGAAUACCACGAAGACGUUCUCGAUCAAAUUCUCUUUGCUAUGCUACUAAGCAAGAAGCAUUCCCAGGCAUACGCUUUGCUUGAAGAUAUAUUCGGCACCAUAAUUACAUUUUCAUUGCAUUGGAAGGCAGUUAAUUAUCGAGAGAAUGUUCCAGCUUCCCGCGAGCAGUCGAUACGAGAGUUACAUUUGGUAUUCAGAAAACAAAUUGGGGCCCUCGUUCGGUUCUUAAGGGGAUUGGGGAGUGUCAGAUCAGCCCAAAAAAGGACGAGGCAUGACGACUUGGGCGCAUCGAGGACCGAACGGGCCAUGGAUAUUGAUAUCAACACUAUUUUCGAUCAUUUGCUGUUGAGACUUGACAUGACUGAAUUCUACUAG